UCAUGUUUUCCAAAAAUACUCUUGCCUUCACUGCUCGCUGAGACUCCGACCAGAGCAGACGGCCGGAGCUGCUGCGAAGGACGGCUCAAGUUUCGUUCGUCGUACGUCGUUGGAAAUGUUUUCUUGUUCCAACAUCCCGCGAUUCGCAAGUUGUCGUGUCCGUGUGUGAGUUUGUGUGUGGUCUGUGCGCCUUCAGUCCGGCGCAAGAGUGCAGCACGAAAGGUCCUUGAGUGCACCGUCCAGGCGACUAGGUUAUUCCGUGGCGCUUCGGACAUGUCUGUUCUUGAGUCCUUUUAGAGAUUUUGACUCUUUGGUGAUUAAAUCGUGGUGCAGCCACCUAUCCAAAUGGAUCCCCUAGGAGAUGAGCAACUGGGGAAUGUAGGAGGCAUGGAUGGUGAGCCUCAACUCUCAGCAAAUGGUCUGAGUGAUGUCUUGGAUGUGAUUGGAAAUGAUCCUGAUCUUGCUGUAACCAACUCAAACACCAUGUCGGUUGCGGGAAGGCAUCGUCUGUCAUCGGAAACGGCCCACAUUGUGAUUUUGGAGCAGCCUGCAUCGAAGGCGAUGAGAUUUCGCUAUGAAUGCGAAGGACGUUCAGCUGGGUCCAUUCCAGGAGUCAAUAGCACACCAGAAAAUAAAACAUUUCCCACCAUUCAGGUUGUGGGCUACAAAGGACGUGCAGCAGUAAUAGUGUCCUGCGUAACCAAAGAUCCUCCCUAUCGAGCACAUCCCCAUAAUUUAGUGGGAAAAGAAGGGUGCAAGAAGGGUGUUUUUUCGCAACAAGUUCACUCCAACAACAACAUGAUUGUCUCUUUCUCCAACCUUGGCAUUCAAUGUGUCAAGAAGAGGGACAUUGAGGAAGCUCUGCGAGUUCGAGAGGAGAUCCGAGUUGAUCCUUUCGGAAAGGGUUUUGCCCACAGAAGUCAGCCUACUGGUAUUGAUUUGAAUGCUGUAAGACUCUGCUUCCAAGUAUUUUUAGAAGGGCCAGAACCAAAUACUUACACAAGAGCUCUAGCACCAGUUGUGUCGGACCCAAUUUAUGACAAGAAGGCAAUGUCGGAUUUGGUGAUUUGCAAAUUGAGUCAUGCCAGUGCUCCUGCAAUUGGUGGAACAGAAAUGAUACUUCUCUGUGAGAAAGUAGCCAAAGAAGACAUUCAAGUCAGGUUUUUUGAAGAACGGGACAAUGAAGUGAAGUGGGAAGCCUAUGCCAACUUCCAGCCAUCCCAAGUUCACAAACAAGUUGCCAUAACCUUUGAGACGCCUCGUUACGAAAGGAUAGAGUUUUCAGAGCCUGUCACCGUCUACAUCCAGCUGAAGAGGCCAUCUGAUGGAGCGACCAGUGAACCUCACAUCUUCGAAAUGAUACCUGUGACAGGUAGGGCGUCAUAUUUUAAUUUCCGUAAGCCUCUGGUGAAGAAAGGGAACUACAACACAUUCAGCCAAAUCCUCGCUGCGGAUCCUGCCAUGAUGACCAGCAACAUUCUCUCCGGAUUGACUCCUCCAACAACGCUUCCCGCUCAACCAUCACCAGAAAUUGUUGACUUGAGUGCUAUUGAGCAGGUGGCAGUUCCUGUGGCCUCACCAGACAUGCCAACAGAAGACAGCAAGCCACCAAUGCCUCAGAUGGUUGUCACAUCAGAGCUGUUAAUUGCACCAGCCCUUCAGAACUCUGAUGCUGUUGUGAACAUGCGUCAGAAUAUUGAGGAAGCAGACUAUGCUGAAGUGCACAAGUGGCACAAGAUUGAACCCAGCACUCCUCAAGUUGAUGCCAACAUGUCAGUCCUUCCUGGUAUGAUGACUGGUGAAGGGGAGGAGGAGUCCCUUGCCCUCAACGAGCUCAUAAAGCAGGUUGGAGCUGAAUUGGAUGAAUUUUAUGCUGAUUCCAAGACCAGAGCUCUUGCUGAAGCUGAUCUCUGUCCCAUAAAAAUGGAUUUACAAGACUUGCCAGAUAUUGAUGACUUUCAAGAUAUGUAUGAUGAUACUUCAUACUCGAGCUUGCAAAUGGCUAUGAAAAAUCCAAUUGAAUUGAUGGACAGUUAUGAGCAGGCCCUCUCAACACUCCCUCCAUCCACACCUGUCCUUUUGCGCACUCCAUGCAGCACCCCGUCCAAAAGGGAAUCUCCUGAGAAGGCUCCACCGCUGCCCCCCAAGCGAGCAAAGAAGUCUCCUCAGGAGCUCCUGCCUCCACCUUUGCCUCCAGCCCCAUUUAAGUCCCUCCCCUCCCCUCCUCCUGAGAUCAAAUCUCCCAAAUCUCCUAAAACCACCUUCUUUUCCAAACUCUUUGCUAAAAAGCCAAGUCCCGAAAAGAAAAAGAAUGCAAAAGUUGUUGGUCUGUCCCGAGGUAGCAGCAUGCGUAGUCCAUCUCGCACUCCAACUGUUCCUAGGAGUAAUAUGGGUGCCAGCAUGGGCAAUCUGUCUCGUUUCCCUGAUGGGGAAGACACCAUUUUUAUCAGUCUGAGGGGCAGCAUUGAUCGGGAUGAAACCCCCACUGUUCGCCCCACCAUGACUGUUUCCGACCAAGAAAAUAACAACAUUCUUUUGAAUGAUGUGAACGAUGUUCUUAGUGGGCUUACAGAUGCUGAACAGCUUGAUCUGUAUACUGAUAUGGCUCCUCGUGCCACAGUGUCUGAGUUUGAUGAAAUGUCUUCAUACUACAGCCCUGUUGAAGGUGGCAGAAUACUGAUGCCUGAGCGAGGAAAGAUGGCUCUUAAUACCCAAGGUGUUUGAACUUGGCUGGGCUUCGCCUUUGGGUUUAAAUUUGAUUCUUACUUUAUAUUCAGAAAAUUAUUUCUGAAUUAAAGUCUUUGUCUUGGAUUCAGGUCCAAUGUUGAUUGAUUGCUGUUUGAUUGAAUUGAUUGGUAUUUGAUGUGUGCAUUUUCUGAUAUAUUGAUUGGGAAAUUGUGCUUUCCCUUAGUUUGAGAAAUAUCUCCUUGAUAGGAGUGUUGCUAAGUAUUGGUCAGAUUGAAUGCACAUGCUGAACCGCCUUGUCACUUCUACAUUCUGAGUACCUCCCCUUCCUGAUUUUGUUGGUUUGCUGACUAGUUGUGUAUUCCUCUGUAAUAUUUUUUUUUUUUUUUUUCUGCGAUACUUUUUAGAUACUUUGCAAAUGUUUUAUAGUUCAUUGAAAUGGAUCUUAUUGUUAUCUGUUUUGAAGAAAAUAUUUUAUUAGCUGGAGUUUUUGCAACAAUUUCAAUAGAUUUGAGUUUAAAAUAAUAGAGAAGGAGAGUAUUCAGAAUGCAGAGUGGUAUUGGUGUUCUUAUUGAUUGAUUGAAAUAGUUAAAGGCUAUAAAUCAAAUCUUCCAUGUGAGGAUUUGUUGUGAGAGGUUGGGAGUGAAACUUCCCAACCAGGCACAUCCAAUUUUGAUGUUGCAUUUGAAAGGAAGAGCUGUGCUCUGUUUUUGUUGUUGAUUUAAUGAGAGCUUGUGGUUCUCUCCAUGUUUGAUUGUGUAGUGAAUCUGUCAAUGAGGAUGCACUUAUGCAUGGCUCAUUUAAAAACCGUUUUUGUUAGUUUAUUGUUCUAUGGUUGUUCAGUUGCUUGAAACCUGAAGACUUGUCUUAAUUUAUUGUUUUAUAUUGAAAGUUUGUUUGAAACCAAGGAUGCUUGAUCAAUGUUAAGCUUUUGUUUUGGUUCAAUUUUUAUUGUUCGAUUAGAAUGAGUCCUGCGUGCUCCAUAAACCUGCUUUACACAGGUUUGAUUGAACUGAUUUGUGAAGCUAAAAGUUCUCUUAAGUUGAGCAUUAGUUCUAAUGCUGCUUCCCAGUGCAUUUUAUUCGUAUUUUCUGUUCCUCUAACCUUGUCUAUGAAGUUGAGUGUGGAACCAUUUUUGCACAUUUUACCCCAUUUUUGUAAGCAGGACCUUGCUUUUAUUUUGUAUUCUUUUUCAUGGUGAAUUUUGAUUAUGAACUUUAGGACCAGAGUUUGUGAGAGUAUGACUAUAUGCUGAAGGUUAAAUGCUAAGCAAUGCCUUCAUAUUUUACGUCAGUGUAAAAGUUAACACAAACUUCAGUAGAAAUGCUUCUGACCUAUUUGUAGAACGAACACAAGUAAGGUUCAUUUACCUUCCACUUACACUGUGCAAUGUGUUGGUAGAACCAUUUGAUACCUCAAUCACUCUGUGAAACCAAAUUUUGAACAAGUCUGAUAUCCGCCCGGUUCGUGUAUUUGUACUCACACUUAGUUACCAUAGCAUGGUAUUUUUUAUACUUGUGAUCAUUAUUGGUAAGGAAUUUUAAGUGCCUAAUAAUUUUGAUGAUUGUUGGCUUGUAACUUGCAGUGGCUGGUUAUUGAAUUAUUCUAGUCCUUUUGUGCUGUUAAUUGUUACCUUUUCUAGUCAUUUUAGAUUUAUUGUCCAUGUUGAUCUUUGUUACUGUGUUCUUACUAACUUGUUUUUGUUGACCUUUGUUUUCAUUUGUAUUGCUUACUUCCUUGCUGUAACAAUUACUUUGUUACUUCUAUUUUAAUGUUAUGAUUUUCAACCUUUUUUCUUAUUUUUGUCCAUAGGAAAGCGGCAGAGGAUUGAUAAUAGUAAUAAGAGGCAUUGGGGGGACGAUGAUUCACCAUUGAGGAAUGAUAGACCGCAUGCUGCCUUGAAUGAGCUCAGGAUCAAACAGGAGCCUGCUG
Messenger RNA from Thrips palmi, 4617 nucleotides. Its product is annotated as embryonic polarity protein dorsal-like. The record is from RefSeq and is a predicted model, not a curated record. Gene Ontology annotation, cellular component: cytoplasm. NCBI's taxonomy places the organism in Eukaryota, Metazoa, Arthropoda, Insecta, Thysanoptera, Thripidae. The transcript is spliced from 10 exons. The coding region runs from base 346 to 2724 and encodes 792 amino acids. Gene Ontology annotation, molecular function: DNA binding; DNA-binding transcription factor activity. Gene Ontology annotation, biological process: canonical NF-kappaB signal transduction; non-canonical NF-kappaB signal transduction; regulation of DNA-templated transcription.